Molecule: messenger RNA, 1374 nt
Organism: Monoraphidium neglectum
Lineage: Eukaryota; Viridiplantae; Chlorophyta; Chlorophyceae; Sphaeropleales; Selenastraceae
Source: the annotation of a RefSeq genome assembly
AUGCUUUUUAUCUCACAGUGGUUGCAGCAUACUACACUUAGAAAGCCGAGUCUAGUUCAUCCCCGAAUGAACAACAUUAGUUUUUGGGUUCUGCCAAGUUCCAUGACACUACUGCUACUUAGCAGCCUAGUGGAACAAGGAGCAGGUAUUGGGUGGACCGCGCUUCCUCCUUUGAGCAGUGUGUUGAGUCACUCCGGAGCCUCUGUGGAUCUGGCGAUUUUGAGUCUACACGUUGCAGGGGUUGGAAGUAUUCUAGGAUCUAUCAAUUUCCUAGUCACAGUGGCCAACAUGCGUGCUCAAGGCAUGACCCCUUACCGUCUUCCUCUUUUUGUCUGGUCUCUUUGUUUCGUUAGCGUGCUACUAAUCGGUAGCCUUCCCGUUUUUGCAGCAGGUCUAACAAUGCUAUUAACCGAUCGCAAUUUCAAUACCAGUUUUUUCUUGCCAGCAGGUGGAGGUGAUGUUGUCCUGUUUCAACAUUUGUUCUGGUUUUUUGAAAAACAAAAAGUUUACGUGUUGAUCCUGCCAGCUUUUGGUAUUGUAAGUCACGUGAUUAGCUUCUUUUCCCGCAAACCUAUUUUUGGUUAUGUUGGUAUGGUAAACGCCAUGGCCGCUAUUGCAAUCCUAGGUUUCCUUGUAUGGGCUCACCACAUGUUUGCUGUAGGCUUGGAUGUGGACACCCGCGCUUAUUUUACAAGUGCAACCAUGAUUAUUGCCGUGCCAACCGGGAUUAAAAUCUUUUCCUGGUUAGCAACUCUUUAUGGUGGGUCUUUGUGGUUAACCACACCCAUGUUGUUCGCACUAGGUUUCUUGGUGUUGUUCACCAUUGGGGGAUUGACAGGUGUCGUGCUUGCCAAUGCAGGAAGCCUGAAAUUGGGUCAAUCAAUGACUUACUAUGUUGUUGCCCAUUUUCACUAUGUGUUAAGCAUGGGUGCGCUGUUUGGUAUCUUCUCUGCGUUCUACUUUUGGGUAGGGAAACUGACUGGGUGUUUGUAUCCAGAGCAGAAUGGUCAAAUCCAUUUUUGGCUGUUCUUUAUUGGAGUCAAUCUAACCUUUUUCCCUAUGCACUUCCUUGGGCUCGCAGGAAUGCCACGACGAUACCUAGAUUACCCAGAUGCCUUUGUAGGAUGGAACGUUGUAGCAAGUUUUGGAAGUUAUGUAAGCUUUAUUAGCUUUGUGUUCUUCUACUACAUUGUUUAUCAAACAUUGGCUGAAGGGCCAAAAUCUGCGGACAAUCCGUGGCAAGUUACCAAUGAAAAUGAAUCUGCUGUAGAAUGGCAGUUGCCAAGCCCUCCGGCCUACCAUACCUUUGGAGAUGCUCUUCCAGUGAUUCGUGAAACCCCUAUGAGCGGUAGCGUGAUGCAUUCAUUUAAAUGA